Messenger RNA from Alligator mississippiensis (American alligator), 1175 nucleotides. It is a transcript of the gene FAHD2A, whose product is annotated as fumarylacetoacetate hydrolase domain-containing protein 2. Bases 170 to 1036 code for a protein of 288 amino acids. Lineage: Eukaryota; Metazoa; Chordata; Crocodylia; Alligatoridae. Gene Ontology annotation, molecular function: hydro-lyase activity. The transcript has 8 exons. The record is from RefSeq and is a predicted model, not a curated record.
UCCUCUGCACUGGGGGGCGCGAGCUGAUGACGCCAUCGGCGGGCGACGGGAAGCAACUGACAGCGUCUAACGGUCGGCGGAGCCAGCGAGCCCUUCCCGCGGGUCUGGGACUCUGCUGCCAGGGGCUACUCGGGGCCCGGGGGAGCGUCGCAGCCCGCUAGGCAGAGCCAUGAGGCUGGUCCAGUUCCAGACGAAGAGCUCGGGCGGGCCCAGGGUCGGGCUGGAGGAGAAAGAUGGCGGCAACGUGAUCGACUUGAACGCCUGCGACUCAUCCCUGCCCAGGACGAUGAGGGAGUUCCUGGAGGGCGGGGAGGCAGCGCUUGCGGCAGCCAGGAAGGCCCUCGCAUCUCACCAGCACGUCCUGCCACGCUCGGAGGUGAGUCUCCUGGCUCCUGUCAUCAACCCCGGGAAGGUGAUCUGCGUGGGGAUGAACUACGCAGACCACUGCCGGGAGCAGGGCAUGGAGCACCCCAAGGAACCCAUCAUCUUUAGCAAGUUCACCAGCUCCAUUGUGGGGCCCUGCGACAACAUUGUGCACCCACCUAAGAGCAACGAACUCGACUGGGAGGUGGAGCUGGCAUUUGUCAUUGGAAAGAAAGGCAAGAACAUCCAGGAGUCGGUCGCGAUGGAUCACAUCGUUGGAUUCACAGUUGGUCACGACGUCAGUGCCAGAGACUGGCAGCUGAAGAAGAAUGGAACACAGUGGGUGCUGGGCAAAAGCUUUGAUACCUUCUGCCCCCUGGGACCAGCCCUAGUGACCAAGGAUGCUGUAUCAGAUCCUCAUAACCUGGGCAUCCGCUGCCGAGUGAAUGGGGAGCUUGUCCAGGACAGCAACACCAGCCAGAUGAUCUUCAAAGUGCCAACACUUGUCUCGUGGGUCUCCCAGUUUGCUACUCUGUACCCAGGAGACGUGUUCCUAACCGGGACCCCGCCUGGCGUUGGAGUCUUCCGGAAGCCCCCAAUGUUCCUGAAGAGAGGAGACGAGGUGCAGUGCGAGAUCGACGAGCUGGGAACCCUUCACAACAAGGUUGUCUGAAGAUGCUGCACAUCUGCCCUGCUCCUCAGGCAGUGGAGCCUACUGGGACCUUGAUCUCCCCAGCACUUCACCUGCCUGCUGGUGGCUGGGACAUUGGUCCUCACAGUUCCUGCAAUAAAUCUCCCUGACUGCCCCUCCA